CACUGCUUCCUCCUCCCCUCUCCUCCUUUUCCCUGCCUCGCCCCCCCCCCCCCUCUCCCCGCCUCCUCCGCCUUUGCCUGUCCCACUUCUCGCCCGUUUGCACCUGCCACGCUCUCCUCCGUCCGCGGCUCCUCCCCGAGAACCAUGGAUUUCCUCGUCCCCAAGUCCACGCUCUACGACAGCAAUGACCCGAUGAACGAGAUGUUCGAGCGCGAGGUCCUCGGCCUCCCGUCGGCCGUGUCCUCCGGCCCGGCUGCCGCUCGCAUGGACUUCGCCGUCCCCGCUGGGGUCCACCCCGCCGACUUCGUGGAGCCCUACAUGGCUCCCUGCACCGCGGCUGCCGGGUACACUGACCCUCGCAUCCACAUGGAGCACGGCACCACCACCCUGGCCGUCAAGGUCAAGGCCGGUGUCGUUGUGGCUGUCGACUCUCGUGCCACCGGUGGCGCAUACAUCGCCUCCAGUGACGUUAAGAAGGUCAUCGAGAUCAACCCCUUCCUGCUGGGCACCAUGGCCGGUGGUGCUGCCGACUGCGCCUACUGGCAGCGUCACCUUGGCCGCCUCUGCCGCCACUACGAGCUCCGCAACCAGGAGCGCAUCUCGGUUGCUGCUGCCUCCAAGCUUCUGGCCAACAUCGUCUAUGAGUACAAGGGCAUGGGGCUCUCCAUGGGUACCAUGAUUACCGGGUGGGACAAGAACGGCCCUGGCCUCUACUACGUCGACUCGGAUGGCACCCGCCUGACCAACAACUACUUCUCCGUCGGCUCCGGGUCCACCUAUGCCUAUGGUGUGCUUGACUCGCAGCUGACCGGUCCCGACCAGCCCAUCGAGGAGGUCAUCGACAUCGCUCGCCGCGCCAUCACCUUCGCCACCUACCGCGAUGCCUAUUCCGGUGGCAAUGUCCACGUCUACUGGGUCAAGGAGGACGGAUGGGUCCAUGUGUCCAGCGACGAUGUCAGCCAGUGCUGGUACCGCUACCAGGCCCUGCGGAACGCCACCCCGGCUGCCGACAAGCCGGUCGAUGCCGAGAUGGCCACCGCCUAAAUGACGUGCAGAAACGUGUGAGUUGGGGAGACCGAGAGAGAGAGAGAGACGCAGCCCCCUUACAAGGCCCCAGUGAGGAUGCCUCUCUCCCCACUCCCGCGCCCCGGCUCACCAGCCCCACUCCCCGCCAAAGAGAGAGGAGGAGAUAUCUCCCCAAACAAAACCCGUGUAACAUACAGGCCUGCUGCAUGCAUGCCCCCCCCCCCCCCCCCCCCCCCCCCCCCCCCUCCACUUGGGGCAGCGCUCUGAUCUCCCGAAGGAAGGCGAGCCAUGCUUCAACUGCCGCCCUUUUCUCCUCCCCCUCCCUCUUCCUGUCUCCUUCUCCCCUGCGCCUUCCCCUUCUCGUGUGUGCCUCCCGCCAUGCAAGGUCCGUGCAAAUGGCCCCCACGCGCACGCGGGCGCUGGGCAAGACGCCUGUAGGGCCUACAUUUCGUUGCCCGCUGUGGCCCUGUGAUGGCGGCCCCUGGCAGCACAGCCAACCACAAUAAACCCCCCCUCCGCGAGCGCGUACGCCCACUCACACCCAUGCCCUGG
Fonticula alba is the source of this 1578-nucleotide messenger RNA. RefSeq names its product 20S proteasome subunit beta 5. The transcript has 6 exons. The coding region runs from base 145 to 1044 and encodes 299 amino acids. The record is from RefSeq and is a predicted model, not a curated record. Gene Ontology annotation, molecular function: threonine-type endopeptidase activity. Gene Ontology annotation, cellular component: proteasome core complex. NCBI's taxonomy places the organism in Eukaryota, Rotosphaerida, Fonticulaceae.